UACGAGAGUAAUUUGCAUAUUAAAUAGUAGAAAUUUUAAGAAAGCUUUCAUUAAUAGAACAGCUCCUGCAAACUGAAGGAUAAAUGACUCUAUCAGAUGCCAAGUGAUGAACGGCGCAGUCUCUAUUAAUCCUUUCUACCUAUAUAUAAAAGGAGAACUUUUAAAAGCAGAGACAAUCGCAUAAACUUAGGAAAGUAAAAAUGUAUUUUAAACUAUUAUUCUUCGUUUUUCUCCUCGUAAUCUUUAAAGUAUUAGAAGUUCAGACUAGAAGCUAUUACAAACAUAAUUGGUGGAAGAGACGUGUAAUUGUACCAAUUUCAAAUAACGGCGAUGAAUUAGUAGAUUAUGAUAAGCGAUAUGGAUGGAAUUUAAAUCAAGUUACAAGUCCUAAAAAAUUCGACUUUACUAAAUUCGACUUAGAGAGUAUUAUACAAGAUGGAACAAGCUUGUCUGGAGCCGAAAAAAUAUCUAGAAAUAAUAGAGAAAUGGGAAAUGAUCGACUAACAAGUGAAGUAAUGACAAUCUGUAAGAAAUGUGAUUUGUGUCAAAUUUCCAGUCAAGAACAUAAAAAUCAAUUAAUUUGCCCAUCAAGAGAUGAAGAGGACCGUUUGGUCUGUAUAGACAUCAUCAAGCUUUGUGAUGGUAACAGCGACUGCCCUUUGGGAGAAGAUGAACUACCUGCAGAAUGUCUUUUCUAUCAAGCAAUCACAUUCCAGAUGAAUAUGUUGGAGAAUUAUAUCAAGUUCUUUCACGGAUAGAUAUAAAAUAUUGUUUUCCUUUUUUUUCUUCAGCUUAUCUUUAUCUAUUGUACAACAUAUGUUAUUCCUUUAAUAAAGUCUUCAAG
Centruroides sculpturatus (bark scorpion) is the source of this 844-nucleotide messenger RNA. RefSeq lists its product as uncharacterized. NCBI's taxonomy places the organism in Eukaryota, Metazoa, Arthropoda, Arachnida, Scorpiones, Buthidae. Bases 201 to 758 code for a protein of 185 amino acids. Gene Ontology annotation, molecular function: transmembrane receptor protein tyrosine kinase activator activity; protein binding. Gene Ontology annotation, cellular component: terminal bouton. The record is from RefSeq and is a predicted model, not a curated record. The transcript has 3 exons. Gene Ontology annotation, biological process: positive regulation of MAPK cascade.